AACUGACGGAGCUAUUUAAAAAAACUGUGAAGACUAAAGCAUCUUUGAAAGGCAGUAUGAAAUCAAAUAUUAAAUGACUGUGAAUCCAGAAAGAGAGGAAGAAAAGUAUUACUGAUUUGCAGCAAUGCAGUUUAUAGUACUUGCAUUGCUAGAACAGUUUGAGGAGUUGAUAUGGUAGAAACUUCUCUGCCGAAAGAAAAUCAGAAGAGAGGAAAGCUUUUCUCUGGCAUGCAAAGUGAGUAAGUAUGCUGGUAACUUUGUAGUAUCCACCAGUGUCCACUGGCUGACUGAAUAUGCACAAGAAAUAAAUAACAUUGCAAGAAUUUCAUCCUUUAGGACUGAUAGGAGUGUUCAGCUAUGCCCUUAUUCUCUGUCACUGUACAAGUAAGUUACAGGUCCAUUGUACUUCUUCACUGCUGCAGUGUCUACACUGAAAAUAUUUUAGUAUUUGUGUAGAUGCUACCGGAAAUGGUUGAUGUAGACGAGGUUGAAAAGCUUUAAAGAGCAUAAAUCAGAGAAGAUGAAAUGUAUAGAUAAUGUAGUAUAUAGUAUACAUAUAUAAUAAUGUAUAUGUAAUAUAGUGGUGGACACCUAUAUUAUUCCUAAUUUCAUCUUUCAUAGUGGAAUGGUAGUGGCUCUGUCUUUGUGCCUGCCUCUUGCCAUUGCUCAAGUUACCUUUGCCUGUUGCUGCCUGUCCGAAGAUGACUGGGCAAGCUCAUUUUCCAUCUUGUUUGCUAAGGGGUUUCCUCCCCACUCGGCACCCACCCGUGGUGUGCAUUUUAAACCACAUUUUUAUUAUUACUUUGCAAGGUUGUACAGUUGUCUGAAAAACAUACACAAAUAAGAGUGAUGGACACAUAACAAUCUGUCAGAACAGACUAGGCUUUUCUCAGAACAGGGCAUGUUUAUCACCUAUAUUUGCAUACAGCCAUCUUUAUGGCAGACAAACUCUUAGUUGAAUUCACAGUCCCAUGUUAAAUCUCUUCUCCCACACCAAAAAAAUGUUUGGGCUGUUCUUCAUCCCAUGGAGACUAGAUCCAAAGAUAUGUUUGCUGGAAUCAUUGUGCAGCUAAGGUAUUGUGACAGCUACAUUUUGGUGCAUGGAGAAGGGCAUGAAAAGUAUGGUCACUGCUGCACGGUUGGCAACUACUCCCUCUCUCUGCCAAAUUCGUGAAAUCAGUCAUCAGUUUUGGAAUUGUGCUGUGGAGAAGCUGGCAAACACUGAAGAGCAUAACAAUCACCUUUCUGUGGUCCCUUGGCACCACAGAAGCAGCCACUUUGCCCAGUAGCUAGGAUUUAUUUAUUCUUUCGUGCUGAAGGUUAUCCUUUCUGGCAUUUUAAUAUUUUCAAGGGAAGUUCUCUCUGAUGGACAUCUUGUGUACUAAAAAGCUCUCUCAAAAUAACACAUGCUUGCUGCGUGCCCAGAUGCAAAGUGGCAAGCUGCAGCGCCCACACCUUUCAUAAAGUACAUUUGCAGAGCUCAGAGCUUAGGCCUGAAUAUGUUUAUAGCACUUUAGGACUGUUUGUGAAGUUGGAGCCCUUCCAAAAAAGAAGAAAAAAAUCGAGAAGGCAUAUAUUAUUGUUUAUAAUCUGCUUUAUUCAGCCAAACCUUUUCCCAAACAGCCCCCUGGAUUGCUGUUUAAAUCCUCUGGUGCCUUUAACUACUGAUACUGAAAAUGGUUAAUGCAUAUUCAAACUAAGCCUGGCAUCUACUCCAGGAAAUCACUUUAAUUGAGAAGCAUUAAAUGUUAAAAUGAUUAAAAUACAUAAAGCCAACAUGGUGUAUAUGAAGAGCCCAGAUCCGCAGCUUCAGAGUGUUCCUUGGCCCAGUAUCUCUGAAGUAUGAGCUUCAAAGGCUGAUACAGUUUAGAAUUCCCUGAAAAGAAAAUUGGUCCGUUUUCUUGACUCACAGAACUGGAUAUCUAGCAAGUAGCUCUCUAACUAGAAUGGAAGCAAACACUUUGAGAGUCACCGGGGAAGGUUUGAUGACUUGAUGCUUAAUUCUGCUUCUGUAGGAUUAUGUGUCUUUGUUGUGUGUGUGUGUGUGUGUGUGAGAGAGAGAGAGAGAGAGAGAGAGAGAGAGAAAGAGAGAGAGAGAGGGGUCCCCACCCUGUAUGAGUUCAGGGUGGGAGAAAACUUGUACUCUGAUUCUCUGAAGAUUCCGUGGCCAGAUCACAUACUGCCAAGAGCACAAGUGAUGAACAAAAAAUGUGGGAAGAAAUUCCACAUUAGAGCCCAAAUAAAAUUUAGUAAUAGUGACAGCUGUGGUAAAAUGUGUGAGGAUCAUCACCACCAACAACAAAACAAAACCGCCCGCCUCUGAGAAUAGAAAAGCAUCAUGCUUCUCUUUUUUUAAAAUGGUUGUAUAGACUGGUAUGAUUCAGCCAGUUGCUGCAUGGUGAUAACUGUAUCUCUGGUGAUAAACCUGAACCUAUGUACCUUGGGCAUCUGAAAAUAAGUAUCUGAUCUCUGCCAACCCUCAUAAUGUAAUAGAUUUUAUCACUUAUCUGUGUUUCAACACGAGGAAGUCUUGAUUGAAAUUAAACACAGAAGCUAAUUAGUCAGUUGAUUAGUCUGUUGAAAGUCAGCUGGCCCCAUUAAGCUAGCUAGCUCCAGAUUGUGUUUUCUGAGAUUGGAACCAAAUAUAUGUCCUUGUAGAGGAUGUGAAAGUGGGUGUUUGGGGGAAUAAAUAAUCUGUAGAACAGGGAUGAUGAAUCUGUGGCCCUCUAAAUGUUCAAAGAAUCAUAGAAUUGCAAAGUUGGAAGGGUCAUCUAGUGCAAUGCAGGAAUCUCAGCUAAAGCUUCCAUGACAGGGGGUUGGACUCGAUGGCCCUUGUGGUCUCUUCCAACUCUAUGAUUCUAUGAUUCUAUGACAGGUGGCCAUCCAACCUCUGCUUAAAAACCUCUAAGGAAGGAGAGCACACAGCCUCUUGAGGGAAACCAUUCCACUGUCUAACAGCUCUUACUUCUGCGUCCUUUGGAGGAUGGAAGUUGUAGUCAUAAUGCAAAUACCUUGGGCUGCUUAACUUCACACUCUUUUCCUUCAUCCAUGUAAGGCUACAGAUCCAUCCCUCAUUGCAUAGCUGUCUGAGUUGUAUAUGGGCAUGAUGGGAUGGGUGAACACAAACAAUUCGCAAGUUCUUGUAACCAGUUGGUAAGCUGGUUAUUUAUCUAUAUCAUCCUGUAGAAAGAAAUAAGAGCUUCACUGUGUCCUAGAUUUCUACUAAGAUACAGGUUGGCUGCUAGCGGGUCAAUUUAAGCCAAGUGCUAAGUGCUGGUCUCUGUCUAAAACCUUUUCAGUUGUGUGGUGAAUGUGAUAUAUUUAAAAGAUCGUUGGAGAAAGUAUGUUGGUGCUGUAAGCAAAGUUGCUCUAAUUUAAACUAUUGAUACAACACAGAAAAAGGCACUUGAAUCCUAAAGAACUUUUCAUAUUUAUUUUACAUAGAACUUUCUUUUUUUUACAUACAACUCAUGCCAGCACACAUGAGGCAUAUACGAAGAAACUUGCCAGGUUUUGUUUUGUGUUUUUUUCCAGAGACACAUGGCAAUAAAUAGGUUUCUUUAGACUUCGCUUCAGAACUGUACAAAAUGUAUAACCGCAGGGAGCUGUCCGUGGUGGGAUAGAGCAAACUGGGAGGGAGGUGUAAGGAAUGCAUCAGCCUUGCUCUUGUCAUUUUUCUUGCUUGAAACUGUAUUCAAAACCAAAAAGUGGACAGCUUCAUUUUUACCGAGUCCAAGUUGCUGAGUUUGUUCUUGGUCUUUUUCCUCCUCUAAGGAGUUCUGUGCUUGCAUGUCUACACAGAGAAGCUAUUGGAUGGAAUGCCUGAUGAGCUCGUGACACCACCAUGCACACAGUCUGUGUGUUCUGCUCUUCAGGUACAAAAGAUGCCUUCUUAUUCCACAGCACUAGCUAGAAGUCACCCAUGUGCUUUAGGAAAGCAUUGUGUUUACCAAGCAAUGUGAAUAUGCUAAUCCUGACCUCUGCUUUUGCAUUAUUUGCUUCCUUGUUGCGGUUAGGAGCAAAUCCUGUUCGUUGUUUUUUUGUUUCUGUUUUUAAAGACAACAACCAAACCCAAGUGAAAUAGACAACAUGCCAGUGGUGUGCUUUUUCUUUUUUAGCUUCAGCCAUGGCCAAAGCCCUGCAGCAACAGGUCAUAACAUACAACAUGUUCACACUAAACUGUGAAUUAGUCCUCUGAGCACUGUUUCCGAGUCCUGAAAUGCAGUGCUCUUAACAGGAAGAUGGAUUUCCUUCCCACAAAUAUACCAGCCAUAGCUGCAUUAGAGUGCAGGUGAAAGCUAAAGUCAUAGAAGAGGAGUUCUGGUCAAAAACACCGAGACCUUAUACAAGGCUGGAAUAUUGCAAAGGCAGGUAAAAUGUUAUGCUAAGCUCUUCAGGAAUUAAGGAGACAUGGAUGGCAAAGAACAUGCAGUAAUCAAUUUGCAUGAUUCUCUCUAUAUCUGAACAAUUUCAGGCAGAUGUUCUUAAAUCCUCCAGAAAAUGUCAAACUUUAUUAGACACUUCAUGGCAAAGCGUUUAUAACUUAUGCUUAAUCAAGUUAAUAAAACUGGGAUGCAAACUGAUCGUCUAAAUAAAAGUUUCAAGAGCAAACAUUUCUCCCAUUUGAUGUUGUCAGAUUGAUAAAUUGUCAUACACAUGCGAUUGUUGCAGAAAAGUAGCUAUGUUGAUACCUUAGCAGUGGUGUUCUGGGUGUGGCAUCAAUGUACACAGAUGCCCUUUUGCAUCCAGUAGAGUUUAUAAGUCCAUUCUACCCCUCUGACUAUUACACUUGAGCUUUGAUUGAGUGGGGGCGUAUAUAUAAUUUCUAUUGAACUUUGAAGGAAAGAUGUAAUAGAGAUAAAGAAUCCAGCCAAAGGGCAGAGCACCAUCUGCAUGCAUGCAGAUUUUUGUUAAUUCAGCCUUGAUGCACACAAUUCCUUACUGACUUUGCUGGAGUUGGUAACCAGGAAUUGAAAAUGAAGUACACAGAAGCAAAUCAGUAUUAAUGUUCAUCAUUCUCACAAACUUGAUAGCCUGCCUAUUCUUUGCUGCAUCAAAUUCCUCAUUAAAGAUUUGAUAACACAUUGUAAACCAAAAUAUAGUAUACCUGUGCCAUAUGGAAGCUAAGAAUUUUAAAGGGAUCUUGGCUGGGCAGCAGUAGGAUGCAAAGUUUGUUCCGGGUUUUCUUUGGGGUCUCUCAGUUUGCUACUGUUUCUGUAUCAUUGCAUCUUGAACAAAACAUUUGUCAAAUUAUUUCUAGCACUGUCCUCACACUUGUAAUUUUCACUUGUGAAUAGUUCAUGAUGUAUUUAAAGGUAUCCUCCACAACAUACUCCUAAGUUAAAUUCUUGUCUCGUACAACAUACAGGUUUUUCUGCUGUUCUUCCCAAGCUUAUUUUUGCCUCAAUGUAUGUUUCGUUGUUUGUUUUUGUUCCCAAAUGGGCAAAGGCAACCCAUCAUUACGGAUUUAUUUUUUGUUUUUAGGCUAAAGGAAUUGUGAAGACUGAAGAGGGUGAAAUGGUACAAGGGCAGGUGCAAUCCUUGACAGUGUAAAGCAGACUUCCUCAACCUUGGCCCUCCAGAUGUUUUUGGCCUACAACUCCCAUGAUCCCUAGCUAGCAGGACCAGUGGCCAGGGAUGAUGGGAACUGUAGUCUCAAAACAUCUGGAGAGCCGAGGUUGAGGAAGCCUGGCGUAAAGCAUGAAAUAAUGCCAUAUAGGCAAUGAGAAUGAUGGGGGGAAAUGGCAUUAUUGAUUUCAGUCAGAGGCUUGCUUUUCACUUAAAGGGAACUAUGGCACUUGAGCACAUGUGUAUCUCUCCCACUGAAACCACAAGGGCUUGAAGGUGCUUACGUUUUGGCAUCAGCAUGCCAUGUGUUACUCAUUAUUUAUAAAAAAAGAGAGAGAAAAUGCCCCAACGCCUACAACAUUCACACCUACGUGAUCUAAACAUUGCCACAUUUCCUUUUGUCAUGGUUCUAACAAAGCCUGAUGCAUGAAUCCCUUGCAAGCACCUUCUAAACAUUUCUCUUGUGUUCAGAGUAAUUGGCUCCACAUACUUGGAACAUGUGCAAGCAUAUACCUGCAUGUUGACAGGCUUGAAUAGGAUGAAUGUUUGCAGGGGGGGGGUGAAAGUUAAAAUGAACCCCCCCCUUGCAAAAAACCCCUUUUUGUUCCUAUUUUAAGUUCUGCAGUCUGUGACUCCAAUAUGGAUAAAACAGCUUGAUUUCAGCAGAGUGUGGGGCUGAUACUGGAAUAAUUGCUUUCUCACUUGAACUGAAAUAGAAAAGCUAUUCAGUAAUGAAGCUGAAUUAGUCUUGAUAUUAUAAAGGGUCAUGGUAACAAAUGACAUAGAAAUAGUUUACAGUUACAGUAUCUUAAAGGAAGAUACUGAAAAUGUCCAUAUAUUGUCAGAAACGUGACUGAGAUUGUUUAGCUGUGGCACAGUGGACUUAGGCUUGGUCAUUUGUACCUUCAGUCUGAUCCUCAUUGGGUUGCGUGGUCUUAUUGUCUGUUUUUACCACUAAUAAAUGUAUUGGGGGUAAAUCAAAUACUGACUCAAGGGAAAUGUUUCUAAAUUUUGAUUGAAAGUGAGACAGUGUGCUGGUCAGGAGAAAUGUGGAGCUCAUUCUACAUGGGAUCGGUAGUCAUCUUUCACAUGGUGUACAAUGCUUGGCAAAACUGAACACGUUUUUUUAAAAAGCAAGACACACAAGCCCAAAUUAUUACCAGCUCCAUAAAACAGAAAGCAGUUUUCGCUUUCCCCCACAAAAUCUUGUAGGGGCAACAUUUUCCACAUUGGAGGCAGAAUUCCAAUUAAAUGCUUAAAGGGAAAAAAGGAGCAGUCAAUAUUAAUCUGGAGACUUUCAACAGAUACAUUGUGGGGUCUUUUUCAUUAGAUUGUUUUGAUUAUGGAAAGGCAGCUAUGGAAGUCAGCAGAAAUCCCUUGCCUAAUUCAGUUCUGUUUAUAUUUUUCGCAAUAGCAUGUUGAAAUAAAAACUUUACAUAUGCACUUUCCCCCUUAACAGCUAUAAUCUCUCCAAGGGAGAAAUGUACAUACUUCCACACAGUGAAAGGCAGCAUGUAUUUGGGUCAAGAAGCUGCUAUGUUCCUUUAGCAUUUUACUGUGUCUUGUCCCAUUCUCGUGUGAUUUCAAAAUAGGCCCCCAAACCCCACCAGAGCAAGUGAAAGCUUCUUUUUAGGCUUUGACUGUGUGAUAGCUCAGUCAGUAGAGCAUGAGACUCAUAAUCUCCAGAGUUGUGGGUUUGAGUCUCACGUUGGCCAAAAAGAAUCCUGCAUUUCAUGGGGUUGGACUAGAUGACACUCUACAAUUCUAUGGGUUGUAGUCAUUCCUAAUAUUUCAGUGGGUCUACUGAGGGUAUGACAUAGUUGGCUACCGCCCUAUUGGUUCAGGGACAGAAUAUUGAGAGUUUGCACGUGUAAGACUGGUACACUUGUGUGUGUAACCUCAUUGGCAAUCGUUGUGCUUGAGGUGUUAAAACUGAUCUACCUGACUGCUCAUUUACAAAAAAGUAAUCACAUAUUGAACACCUAUGCAUGGGCCAGUUCUCAGCUUCUCGUUACACUCAUGUGACCUUGCUCCUUUUACUCAGUGAAUAUAGUCUGGAAGUUAUUGUCUGGAAAUGCAAGGAAAGACAUAGUUCUUCCCUGAGCCAUGUCUGCAAACAGUAACCAAUUUAUAGAAGACACCGUUAAGAGAAGCAUUCUGUGAUUCUCAAAUAAUUGAGAAGGGCUAUAAGACUAUAGUAGUUCUAAGAGCAAUGCAGUACUGAGGUAUGUGAGGCAGGCUUGGAAUGUGUAUGAAUCUCUAAGAAAGUUCAAACUGUUCACAGAACUGCUUCAGUGGAAAGUUAAACAACUCUGAUCUCAGUCUAUGAAACCCUCUUGACACAUCUGGUUUCUGGCUAAUGUCUUCCACCAUAUGAUUGUCAUGUUAUUUUUCUUUCUCGGUCUUUUCAUAGUCUUCCCACCCUAGAAAGCGGGGGGGGGGGGGGGAUCCCAGAGAUGGUUGUUGGAGAGCUCCCAUUCCUAGCCACUGGCUCUUCUGGCUGGGGCUGAUAAACACCAUAGGUGGAGGGCCACAGGUUUCCUACCCCUGCUAUGAAGCUUUCUUUGGCGGGUGAAUUCUGAACAGCUUUAAAUCUUCUAAAGGUUUGUCUCCUCGAAAACCGGUAGCAGCAUAGCAAUGGCAAUAAAAAUGUGUCAUUUAGCAUGAUGCCAUAUUAUAACAUGUACUGAAAUAAUGAAACAUCAUAGGACUUUGCACUAGAUUAUAGGCAUUGUCAAAUUCUUUGUAAUCCAAUUUCCUAUAAACUAAGACUCCUUUUUUUCAUUUCUGAUCAGACGAAAUAUGCCUUGUGCUUGACUUGUAUGCAGAUUGCAGCCUUGGAGUAGUGGAAUUAAAGGCCUACAGCGGACUUUUUGCCCAUGCUGGACCCUUGCAUGCUCACAUAGUUGAUGGGGACUACAAGCCCAGUAAAAUUGUGCGUUGUGGAGAGAUAUUUUGUUGUUGUUCUUUUCAUGAAAGGGAAAGUGUCCCACGGUAAAAGUUACUGCUCUUGCAGUGGUUAUAACCAGUGAUCCCAGCAAGUCAAGAAAAUAACUGCUGUAAUCGCCCCGUGACCCACCUGUGGUGUAGGUUUUUCUAGCCCAUGCAAAAUCAGUUUUUCCUCUCAGCUCCUCUGCAGCAUGUUGUCCAAUUGAUCACAAUGGUACCUCCUCUCCCCUAGCCGAAAACAGGACAGGCCUGUCUUGGUGGCUGGGAAGGGUUUGAAAUGUAGCAGAUAAAAUUGUAUCUGCCUUGUUUUGGGUCCUGUGCCUUGCCAGUUGGUACAGAGGCUGGGAAAAGAGAGGAAAAGGCAGCAACAUCCCGUGUGAUGCUGCAAACUGCAAAUGCUUAAAGGCUGCAAUGUAGGUAGGAAGUAAAACCACCUGUGGCUGCCCCACCAUUUAUCCUGCAUAAGGCAAAGAUAUACCGAAACAGCCAAGUAAAUGUGAAGCUGCAGGACUGGGGGAGGAAGAAAAUACAGAAGGGGCGGGGAAGGGGGGAAUUGCAAUCUCCCAAUAACUUUCCAUCCCUUCAGCAGUCAAGUCUGGAUUUAGCAAUAUUGCAUUUCCAUUGGUUGGCUAGAGGUGAGCAAAUGAGGACAGUGGCCGUGCCACAUGAGAGCUGAUGUGGAGCUGCCAAAGGCCAAAAUGUUUAGUCAUUUCAACAUGUGCUAGUGUUGCACUCAACAGCAGAGCUCUAUGGAAAGAGUCAAUAAACUCUUAUUUACUACAGCUGGCACCCCUAAAGUCAUACAAAUACUAUACACACCAAUGUGCUCUGUUCAGGAGCAGUGCCUCCUAUGUCCCACUCUUUCAGACAGAAAGCAAAUAUAUAUCUUAAUACCAUGUUUUCUUUCAGCUCUACAGGAAACAAAUAGUGGAUUCCCAUUCUAAAAUAAUGGAAAUGUUCUCGGAAUGGCACGCCUGUGAUCCUUGAAGUCUGAUUGCCGUCCCUCAGUGGGUGUUUGUUUGUUUAUAGUAUGCUUUCAGGCCCCAGAGAGCAAGUGGGGAUAUGGCAAAAUUGACGGGAGCGCGAAAUUUUAAAAAGGAGGAUGAUCCAUUUCAUCAAGCCAAGAGGCAGGGCUUGUUGGAAAGUCUGGAUAACCAACGCUGCUUCCAGUAGAAAUAUCAGAGGUUGGGCCUCCAGCCAUAGCUCUGAGUGUCUGACUCACCCCCUGCCCUCCAUGUGCCAUUAUUCCUAAAUUAUUGUCCAUUGUGUAAUCCAGGCCAUUUAGCAACGGAGUGUGUGAUGGAAGGGAUGAUAUGGAAGCGGGAGACUGUGGGAUUCCGUAGGGGCUUCCAUCCCUCAAGUCCUGAUACGAUUGUCCAGUCCCAUCCAUUGAGAAAGUACCGUUCAUUAGCUGUCCACUAGCCACCUCACCAGCAUUGUUAUAAAUUCUGUUGUUGUGGCCAAGCUCCGAGAGGAUUUGGUCUUCUGUAAACAAAGCAAGGAAAACAGCAUUUUAAGUGCAGCAGAAAUAAUAAGGGUCACUGCAUACAUUUGCCAUGAAAAGGAAGAACGAACACUGGUAAUCUAUCCAAUUGCAGUCCUAUCCAAGACAGCCAACCGUUCUUAAGUCCAUUGAUGCCCAUGGAUUUAAGCUAGCCUUGUAUCUAACCACCUGUCUGGUAGCUGUAGGCGACAGAGAAUUGUAAAAAAGUUACUAGCCUGGCAGGGAAGGGGCAUAGAAACCCACCGGCAUGGCAGAACUGUCUCCUCUUCAGCACCUAGCAGACUAGUAAAUGUUGCCACAGGCUACUAACUUUUGUGACCUUAUUUUUAGGGCUUAUUCAAGCACACUUCUGCCGCAUCAUGGCUUAAGUAUAUUUUCCAUCGCUGAAACAGGAUCAACCCCAUUCCAGCUGGCUGUAGACCUACAUUAACUGAUUUCCCUUUCUUCUUCUUGUGGCAGUUAUGAAGUUCUGCCAAUCCAAAGACUGAGAAGCUUCAUACAUGCUCCAGUGCCCACCUCUGGAAAAGACUAACCAAAGCGGUGCAGGUGAUGAAAGACUGACAUGUUUUAAAUGCUCUGACAAACAGUAGUUCUGAAAUUCUCAGAGAUAUUUACAUUGCAAAAUUCAUCAGUGUCAUUGAAAGGUCUAUACUGGCAUCAAAAGCCAAACUGUAACAGAAAAGCCCUAUUGUACCUGUGUGGGAAAUGGUGGUUGUUGUUUUUUAAAAAAUACAUUUACUAUUUUGACUUAUUUUUAAACCACCAUUUCUUUCUCACAUCUCAUUAUUAUUUGACUACUUGGUUAAUCACUCAUCAACUUAUUUCUGUCACUUGCUGAGUCAACACAUAUCUUUGUGUAUUUAAGGGCAUUAGUCAGCCAAACAUAAAGUGCUUAAGUCCAGUUUGUUUCAGUGGCAGAGUUAAGCCUAGGCUAAACACACACACACCCCGACAUUGUCAUCAGUGGGACUUACAGGGGCUUCGUUUUUCAGCUGGUGCUUGUUUCUAAGUUUCUACCUUUUCAUCAGCCACAACUGAACAGACCCAUCUUGUGGCAUCACUGUUUUAAUGAAGGUGCACAGCACCACAUAAAAAAUGCACACAGAACACCACACAAAACUUUCAGUGGUAUCUAUCGUUUCACAAGCAGACUUAUGGGAAAUGCACACUUCCAGAUCUGUUCCAAAGGGUCCCCAACCCUCUGGAGGAGAUUUGCGGGGAGGGAGAGGAAGGUGAAGUCCCAUUAAUGCCAGCUGAAGGCGCACACAGAGACACCUUUCUACACAUUUAAAAGGAAGGAAGAAUUCCAAACCUUAAAACAGGGAGAAGGUUUAAUUAAAUUGGAUCUGGCUUUUAGUAAAGGCAAUCAAGUUUAUAUGGAGUUGCACAUCUGUGAAUAUCUCUUUACUCUGCCAGAUUUUAUACAGCAAAGUUCAAUUUGUGUGUACCAAGAAAUAAGUCCCAUUCAAUUCAUUGUGGUUUACUCCCAGGUAACAGUAUAAGAUUUCAGUCUUCAAAUGCUUUCGGGCAAGGUUCCAGAUUCUCAUGGCAAUGCACAAAGCAACUUGGGUCCCUGAUAUCUUCAGGACUCUUAUAUCCUGGCCCAAUCACUGAGAUCAUCUGGAAAAGCGCUGCUUGUUACGUUUAAGAGACCUGAGGUAUUUAGUCAGUCUCAUGCUGUGGAACACUUUCCCAGUAGAGAUGAAACAGCAAGCCUCCUUGUUGACUUUCAAGCCCUUUUAAUGCCAACAGGCCUUUGCAGCUGCCACUUAUUUAUCAUUACGAUUAGCCUGCCUCUUUAAUUACUAACUGUAUGGUUUGAAUGGUGCUUUUAUGAAUUAUUGUUGUAUACCACCCUUGGAUUUUAUGAUAAUGGCAGUAUGGAAACGCUUUUAUAAUAAGAGGGUAAAAAUAUGUGUUUCUUGGUGCGUUGGUCUGGCUCUUCUUUUUUCCUCUUUUUAUUAUUGGUUACAUUUCUUGUUGUUGAUGGUUAUUUUUUAUAUUUUAAAAAAACCAUCUUUAGCCUUAAAUACCUUAAACACGUUUGAAGCAGGUAAUUCAGGCUGCAAUUCUCAACAUACCCUCAGCCUAGCUCAGGGCCCUACAAGUGCAAAAGUAGGUUUCUAAAUGGACUGUGCAGGCAGUUUCCUCACUGAUCCAAUAGUUUGGGGUUGAAUGGGCAGAGCCAUUUCAAGACUGCAGUUUUGCAGUGAAGCACUGAUUCAGUCCUCCACUAUACCACCCAACUGCUGCUUGGCAGGAUUUUAAACUGUGGACUGGAGCAACUCAAUGACUUAUUUUAUUGUUUAAGUCCAUUUCUAAACAGCUUAAUUUUAGGGGGAGGACACUUAAGCAGCAUACAAGAAAACUCAAAUGUAUAAUAAAUUUACAAUCUGUACAAUCGAAAUGCCUAUGCAAUUUAGCUUAUGAGGAGGCUGUAAUUUAGCUUUCCAAACAGUUGCCUUCUGAGCAAAUGUUUGUGCAUUCUUAAGAGAGGGAAGCAUGUUUUGUUUCCAACCUGUUUUGGCUAAUGAUUUUGAAUCCUGUUAAGAACACAGGUGUUUUUAAAUUGAGAAGAAUCCCUGUGAAAAGCCAAUGAGAAGUGUUAUCUCAUGGGAUUAUCAGCACAGAAAUGUUUGGGGUGGGAGAGUCACAUGCCGCCCAUUCAAUCCUGAACAGGAGCACUACACACGGCGCCAUUUUGCAGGUCCCACUGCCACAUGUAGGGCCUUCUCUGCCUUGCAACUCCCACUAAUAAUUCUCUCUAGGUACUGGACUUUAUAUCUAUUUGAUACUAAAAAUCCAGUGGUGAUACCAGAGGCUCCAAGUUUACUCACCCAAAUUGGAAAUACCCAGCCAUUCUCCAGUCAGUCAAAGACUAUGCAUAUAGCAAACUGGUUGUUUUGGGUGGGGGGGUGAGGGAAUUGUCACAAAAACAAACAGCAAAUUCAACUUCCAUCGGAGAACUUCAUUAUAACAAACAAUUCAGAGGUUCAAUUUGUCGUUUGAAUUGGGCAGCUUGCACACAGUGAGGGCAUGAAAGCAAAGGUUGGAUUUGCUGCCCUCUCCGCUGCAUGUGGAAUGUUGCAUUUGGACUGGGGCAUAUGCCUAGAUAGGCAUACCUCCCACGCAACCCAUUCCUUUGGGUGGCCAGUGUGCAAUGCUUCUCUAUGGGAGAUUCUACAUUGAAGAGGGGAAAUCCCAAGCCUCCUUCAUGCCACUGCUUUUGUAGCCAACAUAGACUAAAACAAGUGUGGGGAACCUCAGGACUGGUGUCUGACUGCAGUCCUCCAGGACUCGCGUUGGCUCUGCUCUGUGCUUCCCUCCAGGCAAUUUUGUCUGGGUAUAUACUGUCCUUGAAAUCAAUAAUGCCUCUUACGUAAACGGAUGGAAGCGUUUAUAUGUAGAGAAACCCUAUGGCAGCCUUUCUCAACCUGUGGGUCCCCAGAUGUUGUUGAACUACAACUCCCAUCACCCCUAGCUAGCAAGGCCAGAGCUCAGGGCUGAUGGGAGUUGUAGUCCAACAACAUCUGGGGACCCACAGGUUGAGAACCGCUGCCCUAUGGCUUGCUUUUUUCUCUUGCCCUGCCCAUCACCAGCACGCAAAAGGUUGCCCUCAGUCUGAAAAAAGUUCUCCAUCCCUGAGCAAGGGCAACUUCAAGCACAAGCAUAUGAGCCUAUAGCUCAAUCUGCCUUGUAGAGCAAGUUUGUGUUGUCCUGUGGACGAUAGCCCUAAGCCUUUCCCCAGUCUCUGCUCUCCCCCAUGCCUACCUCUGAAGCUCAGCUCACUAUCACUAACCCCACAGUCCUCUGCAGAGCUCUCCUUUUCAUGUUUGCUGCCUCCUCGAUUCCUCUUAACGCUCUUGUAGAACUGGCCCCAGCGGUGACGCCCAGCAUCUUUCUUCAGACGUUUCUCUUUGGCUCUUCUGUUUUGAAACCAGACCUGGAGCCGUAGAAGAUAAAGGAGGGAAAAGACAAGCAUUGGUGGUGGCUUGAGAGUCCAUCCAAGCAGAGAACUCUAGUGUGGUUCAGUGGACAGAGAGCAGCAAUUUGAUCUCCUGUAUCUGAAUUCAAGCCCUAAUUCUGCCUUAGAUACGUCGAUUUAUUUUGUUAUUUGUAGCACUUCUACCCUAAAGCCAAAGAAAAAGCUCCCAGAGUUGCAUACUAAGUACAGAAAGAUGGGCAGGAUGAACAAAAUGAAAAUGGUGUAAGAGGGAGGAAGAAGCAAGCAAACUCAGACACAAGUUCUUAGUUCCAUGGUCGUCUGGUGUGGUGACCAAUAGGUGGAAAAGUUCAGAAGAGUUAGCUGAUCUCUCCAUUAUGCUGCAGUCAGGUGCAAUGGCUGCUGGAGGGAGAGAAGCCUAGCUUCUUGCAGCAUAGCUGGAAGUGGCCGUGCAUCUGUUUUCUUCCCUCUGUUACAGCCUCGAUUAUGUGACUUUCUCAGCUUCAAUUUCUGCAUUCCAAAAAUAAUAUCUGCAUUGGGAUAAUAUUUAUUUCACAAGUUUAUAUACAGUUGUUUUUCUUUUGUAAUAAAACCUCCAGGUGGUUUGCAAAAAAAGAGUAAAAAGAAAAAAUAGUUCCCCAAUGUAAAUUAUUGCCAUUAUUAAUGACAUUGUAGCAACUCCCCCCCCCCCCCAAAAAAAAAUCCCAAGGCAGAUUCAUAUCUGGGGUUAUUGUUUCUGUGUAUUACUCUGUACUUUUGUGCUUUUGUGUUGUGAUUCUUGAAGGGCAUAAAAUAAAUUUAAUAGAUAAAUAACAUUCCUGCCAAACCAGACGAUCCACAGUGCAGUGUGGCACAAACAGAGGCAGCUUCUAGUUUACGUGAAGAGGAGCUCUGUGACAAUACAAGCCUUACACACGCUCAGUUGAUACGGUUAGUAUGAAAAUCUUUCCCUUGGAAGAUGAGUGAGAGUUAACACGGGAGCACACUCUAGGAAAGCCUUGGAGCUGCUUUUGACAUCCCUAAGAGGGUUUAUUGUUGUGUCAAACCAUUGGAGGAUUCACUGGCCUUGCAAUUAAUGUCACACCCAAAGCUGCCUCUGCAAAUGUUUGAACUGGUGCUGCUUUCUGCGCCUUCUCUGAACGUGACCAGGUGAAAAAGAGGAGAGUGUUAGUAAAAGGUGAUACUCCUCCUUCCUCAACAGAUCUUUAUAAAAGCCCUCAAAUUCUAUACAUUCCUUUCAUUCUGUUCCUGCAUCUGAGGUCCAUAGCAGCCUCCAGAUAUGCUUUAUCAACCCCAUGAAGUGCAGGAUUGUGGAAUUUUAACCCACAGGUAAAGGGACUUCCGCUGCCUCCUUCUUGCACACACAAAUUUCUCCUGCAUGAGCUCAGCUAAUGCCACCUGGCAAGUAAUUAAUGGCAAGUAAUUAAUGCUGUAGAUCAAUCAAUUACUUAGUUGAGGACAGUAUCUGCAUUGUGCCAUUUGGCUCACCUGUACAACCCGCAUGUCCAAUCCAGUUUCAGAAGACAGCUGCUCCCGCACAUGCCUCGCUGGUUUGGGGGAGUUUUUAUAGGCAUUUUUUAAUGUUUCCAACUGUUUGGCUGUGAUGGUGGUUCGAGGCCUCUUAGCUCCAGCUUCUGAAUCGUCUGUAACAGAACAGUUUCCUUUUAUUUUGGCACACAGAGCAUGAAAUGGAAGCUUAGGCAGAAUAUAGGUAUAUGUGUGCCGUGAGCUUUGAAAGUGGAAGCUGUCUCAGGGAUGAGAACAAGGUAAAACCAGCCUGCACUGUCCUUUUAACAGUAGGUUGACGCUAUUGAAUGGCAAUUUAGAGCCAUUUGAUUGCACAGCUUGCAAAAGCACACAAAUAAGAGAACCCAGACCUUGUUUGUUAUCAUCUGUCUCAUGCUUUUGAUUCUAUAAUUAAGUAACACUUCAACUGGAAAUCAUGGAUCUCACUGUCAGUUGGUUCUGCAAGCAGUAGCACGUGCAAUUUUCUGCAGUUAAAACAAAUGUAUAAACAGACUCCCAAAUCUGAUUUAGUCUCAGAUAAUUGCCUAUGAAUUUCAAGGAGAGCAGCAACAGCCUCUAUCAUCAGAUCAGCAAUAAAAAUGCUAGUGUGAGGAUACUCUCUGGUUGAAGUUGCCAGGCUGAAAUGGGUAAAAAGUGCCUGUUUUUAUUUCUGAACUCUCACAAUAUAGCAGCCAUUCUAACAGUAGCUUUUUUCUUUUCUUGAAGGACAGAGUGCAUGUUCUGGAAGAAGCAUAACUGCCAAAGCCAAAAAUGCUCCACAGCAUUUCCUACGUACUCUGAUAACAAAACGUAUUGCUAUAGAAACACAAGUCUCCCCUUCCUUCAUAUAUAGACAGUUUAGCCAUCCUGUUUGGUCCACGCCUUGGAAUUCCUCCUCUCUUACUUUGCAGCCCCUUGGGCUGCAAAACUUUAUGACACUGUAGCCAUCGAUAACGCUGAGUCAAUAAUAGAAAUUGAGCAAUAUUCAAUCUCUGAUCUCUUAGCCCUGCCCCCCAAACCAAUCCCCUUAGCACAAAUAGGCAUUGCAUCACCCUAGCUAAAUUGAUUAGGUCAAAAUAGAGUCCUUAAUUAAUGAGAAGUCAGGGCUUGUCAACAUGAAAUCCAUUAAAGACCAGUUCAGUUUUAAUUUCAGUCAGGCACUGUUUGGCAGUCUCUGUGGAUUCAUUAGUGUUUGGUGAUCUAUAGCCUCUUUCUGUCUCGCUUGCCUCAACCCACCCCCAAUUCUGGGUUUUUCACCUACAGUAAAUAUUGGCAUUUUAGACCUCGGGAUGAAAAAUGGGAGACUCUUUGGGUUAAGGGCCAGAUUAAGCUGCUGUGUAAGAUACAACUCUGUUGCCUCAAGCAGAGCCGAGCCUGGGGGGGGGGUUGCUUUUGGCUCUUGAAUAUUCCUUCAUGCAGAGCAUCUUAAACAGAAAAUAGAUGGCAUGCAUCCCUCUGUUGCUCAUCAAUCCCCUGGGAAUAUAAGAUUCUUUUUGGAGAUACAUUGGGGGGGGGAACCAAAUAUUUGGCCCAGUUCCGGGAGCUUGCGGGAGGAACUGAACAAUUAGAUGCUCAAGACCUGCCCCUGCUCCGUGCUUCCAUGUACCCUGGCACAGCCAUUUUGCCAAAGCUGAGGAUGUGCCAAGGAUGAUGUUAUGCAAAGAGAUUCAGGCUGGGGAGGCUAACAGCAAGAGAGAAAACAAUGUGCUGGAAAAGAGGUGGAAAUCCUAGGGUGGCAGGACAGAGCCAGGCCGUUGUUCAUGCCUAGUGAAAUGGGCAGGUUCUGGCUGCCUUUUCCCAGUUCCCUGCACCUGUGUUUUUUCAGGUAAUACUGUCCAUUCCAGUAGGAUGUGUGUUCGCUUGGUAAUAUGCCCAUCUAUUGCAACUCUUUGUGCGAUAAGGAAAAAGAAGUUUUGUGUGCACAGAACUUCAGAAGGAGAUUUGGUGAGGUACAUUAAAUCUCGAGAAUAUGAAGAAGACAUAGUUUCAGUAGGACAGCCCUUGAAAUCCAAGGGAAGCAGGUACAUCACUCAAAUGGGAAAGCUACAAACUGCAAAGUUCGGUUUCCAGGCUUAGCUGCCACCUGGCCAUGUCCUUGCUGUCUCUUAGCACUGUUCAUCCAAGGCAUUCCUCCUUUCCUGAGACAUAGAAAUCUCCCCAAGAAACAAGGCCAGGCUUUGUGUCUGGAGUAUGGAGUUUUGAGCUGGAACGCAGCAGCGCUUUGCUCCAGAACUUGUACAGCAGAAGGAGCCAGCCUGCAACGUUUGGGCAACAACAUCAAGUGGCCCAAGGCAGCAGGAGGGGUGACACGAUUGGAGAAGAGCAGGAGAGCCCACCGGUCAUGGCACGACUCUCCAUUCCCCAGCUCAGGCAAGCCACCCCACGGUACAGGGAUCUGCAGAUGUACACCCUAGAGUGGUACUGGCAUUUGGUCUCACUUCCAUUCACGGCACACUUGCAAAUGAGGCUGGCCAGAACUGAUGUCCCGUAUGUGUAUCCAUGUGCCAGGAUUGGAUCCCAGGUUCCCAGAGGGUUCAGUUCCUGCCUUGCAAACAAAUUCCAAUUGUCAUUUCCCAUAAACAGGUUUGCUACCUUUCCUGCUCACGUGUACCGUAUAUUUCGCCCCAUAGGGUGCACCGGCCCUUAGGGUGCACCUAGUUUUUUUGGGGGGGAAUAAAGAAAAAAAAUUAUUUCCCCCCCAGGCACGGGGCUGGGGCGGGGGAAGCCCGAGCUUCCCCUGACCCCAGCCCCCAGAACAGGCUGCUAUCCACAAGCCUAGGGAGCCCGGGGGGAAGUCGCGCCGGUCUCCCCAGGUUUGCGGAUAUCUGCCCAAAGCCGAUGCAGACAGCUCUCCCCAAGCCUUGGGAGACAGGCGGAAACUCCCGUGGGCUCCCAAGGCUUGCAGAUAGCUUCCUGAAGCCUGGAGAGGAGAGGGGUCGGUGCGCACCGACCCCUCUCGCUCUCCAGGCUUCAGUGAAAGCCUGCAUUUGCCCCAUAAGACGCACACACAUUUCCCCUUCAUUUUUGGAGGGGGAAAAGUGCGUCCUAUACGGCGAACAAUAUGGUACUUAAUGCUAACACUAGGUGGUGCCAGAGGAGAAAAGAGAAGCAAGUGCCCCCCCCCCAAAUAAAAUAAGGAGCUUGCCCCCCACUGCUGGACUCCUGUCGUUAACAUAAUUUUCUUUCAUACCUUGCCAACCUAGAAAUAUCCUUUGCCCUUCCUGCACCUGCCCCCUUCCCUGGCCACCACUGAUGUUAACCUGAAAGAAAAAGAACCAAUUUUUUUCCUAAUUCGCACAAGUUCUCUUGUCUGUUUGUCCAGAAGCAACUGUAUCUUGCCACAGAGGAACGCCUGGCAUAUUUGCUGAAUCCCUACCGUUCUGCUUGGCCGUCUCAUAGUCUUCCUUGCACACCAGGCGUCCGUCUUCCAUGAGGUAGAACUCAUCACCUGUGGCCAGUUGGCGAUUGCAGAUGAUGCAGGCAAAGCAGUGCAGGUGAUAGACGAAGUCCUGGGCUUUCCUGACCACCUGCGUGGGUGGAAUCCCCUGCUGGCACGCUGUACAUUUUGUACCAAAACGCCUGCAGAGGAGAACAAAAAAAGACUACGCCUAUAACCAGAGCAAUAUAUAUACUGUACUUGGUGCAGGAAAAAAAAGCACAGAAAGUAGCAUUAGGCAAAGAUUUCAGCUGAACACAAUUUUUUGCUCAUACGACUCUUGAGCAUAGCUGUCAACUGUCCCUUAUUUGGCGGGAAAGUCCCUUAUCCCAGCACUGUGUCCCGCUGCUGUCCCUUAUUGAUGUCCCUUAAAUUUCCCGGGUUUCAAAGGAAGCAGCUCCUCUCCCUCCCUCCCUGCCGGCCAGGGAGGAGGCUCCAACUGUGAUGCUUGGCUGCGUUGCUCACCCAACAAGGAGUCUAAGAACAACUGGGGGGUGGAGCUUGCAUGCCUUGUGCCAAUCAAAUUGGCCGCAUUGCCUGGGGGAAACGCCUUUGCUCAGCGCUUCCCAGCGGAGAGGUGACGGUAGUUUUCCUUGCUGCAUCCCCUUUGCCGGGUUGCUGCGCUGUGGGAACCACUGUUUGAGGCUUCGUUUGGCUGCUGGCUGGGCUUUCUGCUUUUGGCUCGGAGGGGCUCAGAAGUUGAACAUACCUGUGUUCGAAAAUCCCUUAUUUUGGCUGCUGAUCCCUUAUUUUCGAGGCUGCUGGUCCCUUAUUUUCAAAUCUGUAAGUUGACAGCUAUGCUCUUGAGAACUAGCCUAGAGUGUAUGGGUAAUGCCUGCUGAAAUCUCAGAAGCCAGAGCCAUUCCUAUAUCCACUUUUGAGAAGUGGAAGGCAGGGUUUCAGAGCCCUGUAUAGGUAUUUGCCCCUUCCAAGGACCAGCAAAACUAGAAUAAAUUAGGUUAAAAAAAGCAAUGUAGAUUGCCACAAUGCAUGCAGCUUUUCUUGGUCGUACAGAAUAUUACCUGGGCACCAAUUUUUAUUUUAAGGGUGGGAUGUACACAGCUCUGCCUGCGGCAGAAAACCAGGAUGGAGUGAGUCACUGUUCUGAGCAAGGGAGGCCAAGAGAUCUUCUGAAGAAGAGAAGUACUCAAAAUGAAGAGAAAGGGAUGUGGAUGAAGGGGCAGAGUUUAAAGCAGCAAUCGACCCAAUUAUGCAUGACAUUUCACACAGCAGGGCUUAAUCUUCUUCACUGGAGAGAGACUGGCCUAAUGGAUCGCAGGAAGGGUUGGUCUUAAUGGUCCUUUUAACUAAAGCCUAUGUGGGCCGUGCAGUUGCCCCCGCGAGGACAGUACAUAUUUCAUCCACAUUAAGUCUAAAUUAAUUAUGGCUAAAUAAAUAAAUUAUAGCUGGGAUGAUGAAUACAGAAUUAAUUUAGAAUGAUGGGGUCUCGCAUGCGCCAAUAAUACUGAGCACAGCACACCUGCUGUGUAGGGGAAAGGGAGGAAGGAAACACAUCCUGGGUGAGAUAUUGUCCCCCUGCAUGUGAGUGGGGCCCUAAUGGUCUAUACGGCAGUGUUAAAAGCUGUGCUAUGAAUCAGUUCCCAAGACAGAUAACAGUCUUGGGAGGGAGUGCAGCCACAGCAUGCCAGCAUGACAAUGUGAACAUAAUCAGCAGAGUCCCAAUCCUGUGCAGUAGAUGUUUAUGCCCUUGGAAUUCAAGGAUGCCAUCUGUGAAUUGUGGGGUCUCUUCCCACAAAGUUGCAAGAAAGUUGAGGCUGCACAAACUGCUCUAGCAAGUAACAGCAACACAUUCGGUGCAUUGAAAUGUUUACCACCAGCCGAUUUGUACUCCAACCGGCAAGCAGGGGCGUCUUACCCAUAGAGGCUAGUGGCGCUGGGCGCCAGGGUGCCAAGUUCUGGAGGGCACCAGGGAGGAGGCAGAGGCUGGAUGCAGCGCCUCCCAUCAUCAGCUCGCCACCCUCGCCCGCCUCCGCCAUGCUGCCUGCGCCAAAGCAGCACGGCGCCCGGAGCCUCCGUCUGCCAUGGCCACCAUGGCACGAAGUGGCCAGCUGAGCCAGGAAGUGCCACGUCCAGCCUCUGCCUCUUCCCCACCAGAGGAGCCGCCCUCCAGCCGCUGCCCGCCUCCUCCAGCCCCGUCGGCAGCACUGUCCUCCCUAAAAAACUCUGGGAAGCAGGGGAGGGGUGCCGGAGGGAGCUUUGAGAGCCAGUGUGGUGCAGUGGUUAAGAGCGGUAGACUAGUAAUCUGGUGAACCGGGUUUGCUUCCCCGCUCCUCCACAUGCAGCUGCUGGGUGACCUUGGGCUAGUCACACUUCUUUGAAGUCUCUCAGCCUCACUCACCUCACAGGGUGUUUGUUGUGGGGGAGGAAGGGAAAGGAGAAUGUUAGCCGCUUGGAGACUCCUUAGGGUAGUGAUAAAACGGGAUAUCAAAUCCAAACUCUUCUUCUUCUUUGCACCACGGCUCCAGAUAUGCUUCAGAUGGCCCUGCCAGCAGGUGACUGCAAAAAGGCUCCCACAGCUCCUUUUGGGUUUUGCUUAUUGGGUUUCUGCUCCUUUUGGUUAUUUUCAGAUGUAUACUUAAAACAUCUAAGGUCUACACCCGCAGAAAACAUAAUGUGCAGUUCAACCCUUAAAGUGCCCUUCUCUGUUAGAGCAUCCCGAGAAAUGCAGGUGUUCCCGUCUGCCUGAUUUGUAGCUUGCAUUCAGUUUCUAGUGUCCUCUGCAUCUCAGAGAGAAAGAGACUGUGUUCCUAUAUUCUGGGACAGCAUAUACCCAUAAAGUCACAUUAAGGCAACAUUAAGGAGCCACAUUUAUUUUAAGUGCCGGAAAAGCAGAGUCAUAGCAUCACAGUUCAGCCAUGCAGCCACUUGAUUUUAUGGCCUACCUUCCCAAACCUAAACUGCAGCUAAUCAAUCUGCAAAUGCAGGAAAGAGCAUAAAAGCCACUUGCAGAAAUUCACCUCUCGGUUUUUCUAAGCGUCGACACGUGAGUUCUGGUUAGUAGCAAAAAACAUUCACUCGCUAUCUUUUGCAAUUUGUGCACACCUGCAGGCUACUGUCCUACAACAAUAACAACAUAAAGAUGGGAGAGUAGAGGUAAAUAAAUCUCCAGGCCUUCUCCAUGAUAACCACCUUUUUGGCUGAAAAUAAUAUUGUAUUGUUUUGCAGCAUGAAUGGAUUCCUCGCAAUACAAUGAAAAACAAUUGACCUGGGGUGUUUAGAGCAGCCCUCAUUCAUUGACAUUUGGGCUCUCUUUGUAUUCAUACUACUUCUCCUUCUGACCUUGCUGCCCUCUAUUCCCAUCUUUGCCUUUUCUUUAAACAGCUUCCACCACCGGCCUUACAGUCAGCAUGCUGGUCUUGAUUUUAUAACUGGAAACAGGACAUCGGUUCCUUCCACCCCAGUUGUACACCCAAUCCUUAGAACCGGGGGCUUUGCAAGGGAGGGGUACUGGGAUCAAUUGCCCCAGGGUUUUCUGCAUGGAGGGGCCUCAUACACGAGAGAGCAUCGUCAGCAUUGGCACUGCUGCAUUUUGCCAACUUUUGUAAGCUGCAGACAGCAGGGGCCGGGACACUUAUGCGUUGUCCCAAAAAGGAAAAUGCAUCCCCCAAAAUAAAGAAGGAACAGCAUGGAGGGAGAAUAAAGAAGACAGGGGAUCUUUCUGGUUGAUCAGCUGAAAUGCUUGUGCAAUUGGAAUGACUGGAAAAGCGCAACCCAUUUGAAUUCCACCCAUUGUAUUUCUUCUUUUAAUCGGGGACCUUUGUUGGUUCUAACAAAUCAGGAAUGCAGAAGCAGGUAUACAGCAUGGAAUGGCGGUGGAAGAGAACUGUUGUUGCAUGCCACCCCAAUCUCUGAGCGGUGCGAGAUUCCAGGGGUUCCAGGUGUGCUCACCCAGGGUGUGACUGCGGUGUCUUUAUGAUAUAUGGUUCAUUUACACAUAUAUACAGUGGCACACAUAUAUUGAGUGCUCACUGGAAGGACAGAUCGUGAAGCUGAGGCUCCAAUACUUUGGCCACCUCAUGAGAAGAGAAGACCUCUGGAAAAGACCCUGAUGUUGGGAAAGAUUGAGGGCACAAGGAGAAGGGGACGACAGAGGAUGAGAUGGUUGGACAGUGUUCUUGAAGCUACCAGCAUGCGUUUGACCAAACUGCGGGAGGCAGUGGAAGACUGGAGUGCCUGGUGUGCUCUGGUCCAUGGGGUCACGAAGAGUCGGACACGACUAAACAACAACAGUGGUACCUCUGGUUACGAAUGCUUCUGGUUACAAACGCUUCAGGUUAUGAGCUCCGCUAACCCAGAAGUAGCUGCUCCUGGCUGCGAUCUUUGCCCCAGGAGGCGAACGGAAAUUUCACACCGGAGGCGUGUGUGCAGCAGGAGGCCUCGUUAGUGAAAGCACACCUCAGGAUAAGAACGGUUUCAGCUUAAGAAUGGACCUCCGGAACAAAUUAAGUUCGUAAUUAGAGGUACCACUGUACAACCUAACCCCAUGAUGGAGGGGUUCACAGCAUUAACACUCCGAGAGGGUUUUGCUUUUCCCUUAGGCACAGCUCUGGAUCCAGACAAACAUCAGACAUCGUGCUCUGCCCCUCUCUCCUGCUUGCUCUAAAAAUAUCUACUACAAACUCUGCCUUUGCCUUCUAACUCUGAGUCCUCUCUCUUUGGCUUUCUUCAUGGCUCAUCACCUUCGUUUUGUCCUCUAAAUGGCUCACCUCAAAAGGAAACUGCCUGCCUUAUUUAACUUUUAACAUCUGCUGGGUCCAGGGAUCAAGAGUCUGGUACCCACAAACUCAUAACAAUAUUAACAGAGUGCUUCAUAACUAACAUAAUGUACAAAGCCAUCCUAGGGUGGAUCAUCCAUAAGCCCACUGCUCCUGAGUAUUGCCUACCGUGUGUGUGUGUGUGUGUGUGUGUGUGUGUGUGUGUGUGUAUAGUUUUUUAACAUAUCAUUUUCAACAAUUAUUAAACAUACUUUUAUAUAGUAUACAAUUUUUUUGACUUCCAUCAAUCACAUAGAGAGCCAGUGUGGUAUAAGAGUGGUGGGCUCGUAAUCUGGUGAACCGGGUUCGCUUCCCCGCUCCUCCACAUGCAGCUGCUGGGUGACCUUGGGCCAGUCACACUUCUCUGAAGUCUCUCAGCCCCACUCACCUCACAGGGUGUUUGUUGUGGGGGAGGAAGGGAGAGGAGAAUGUUAGCCGCUUUGAGACUCCUUUGGGUAGUGAUAAAGCGGGAUAUCAAAUCCAAACUCAAACUCAUCUGAAAGUUUUCCAAUCUUUUCACUUGAGUAUUGCCUACCUUGUGGGCAUAAGGGGCAGUAGUGCCAUCUUGCUGGUAUCAAUAGGGCCUAUCUGCCCCAACAGAAGUGACAGCUUGGCUCAUGGAGGCCAAAGCUCCACCCUGUAUAUUCAACAGCUUUCAGUUCCAUGGAAGCCACUUCCAGGUCGGUUGGGUCACAAGGGCCAUUUCUCAGGGGCCAACAAGCCCUUGUUUUCUCAAACUGUGAACAACCCCCUUCCAUCCAAGAUGGUGCCAGGAUACUCCUCUGGCCCUCUACUCCCCCAGCUGCCAGGACAGGAGGAUCCGUUCUAACUUGACACUGCCAGAAGAGGGAAGGCAACAUUGACCAUUGAGUCAAAAUAAUCAUCCAAAAGUUCACUUUGAAAAAUCUGUCGCAAACAAGAUGGUCCUUUGGAGAACCAGCCGCACUGGUUCCUCUUGUCCUGUGACAGGGAAUUUUGAAGAUUUCAGCAUGAAAAUUGUCAAUGAGUGGCAGUGUCAAUGAGAAGGUGGCAGUUUAAAUAGGAGGCAAACUCUUUGUUUUUACCAAAUAUUUGAAAUACAUUUCAUGGCAGCAAUCUGGGCAUAAAGUCCUUCAAAGAUUUGACUGUGUCAACAAAAUCCUAACAGAUGAAAGAGGAACAGCAUGGAAACACAAAUCAGUUUUCCCAGGUGAUGGCAAACUAACUGGCAGAGAUGGUUCGAACAUACUACAAUCUCUCAGGUGGAACUGAACAAGAGCUCCUGGGUUUCCCCAGAAAUUGUGGGUUUAAUUCAAUUCCUGACAAGACUUUAUCACUCUUCCCAAAAUAAUGCUACACUCGAAAAGGAAUGCAGUAGCUUUAGUGAGAGCUUACCUAAAAGAUCUUCAAAUCUCUGUUCCCUGAUCUGAAAUAUUUCAUUUUCUUCUUGGAUACUGCGGAAGGAUGUAAUGGACCUGGGAUUUUUGCAUAAAGUCGUUUCAAGAUCACUUAGAGUAAGAACCUGGUAGAGGUGUUUCCAAAAUGUAUCAUAGCUGAUGAUAAUCUUUAACUAACUCUGCCUAUUUCAAACGGUGAAGGAGAAAGAGAAUUCUCUAAAUCAUAUCUUAUGAAAAGUAAAUUAUGGUAAGCAAUGCAGCAGUCAAGGCUGUGAUCGUUAUCUGUUCUCCUUACAGAAUAAAAUCUUAGAGAGAAAUGUCUCCUGAUAAUCUCAUUGCUAAUUUUGCUGCUCAGAAGAAUAAGUUAUCCAAGGCCGGAUUCAACUAACCUUGUGUGCUGGCAGAAGCCAGUGCAAGGACUCCCAGUAGCACACUGAGCCUCUCCUCCCCCCUCUAUGCCCAAUGCCUCCCCCAAAAUCUGCUUGGAAGAGUCAAGAGAUCCCCCAAAACAGCAAGGGGGGGAGGAGACAGGAGAUUGUUCUGCCUGGCAAACAAAAAUGUUUACACUGAUGGGCAAUUGUAAUAGUGCCCGAUGUUGAGCACCACCCAAAUUUCCUACAGUAAUGUAACAUCUACAGUAAUCUGAAUGUGGUUUGUCAUUGUGUAUAAAUAUAUUCCUUAGAUUUGUUUGUGUUUGUUUAUGGAUCCCAGAUGCAGAAGGACUCAAGGCAUGUUUGCAAGCGAACUUUAUAAAAUUGUCUUCAAAUUCUAGAGGCAUAUCUUAACACACUCUUUCUGACAUCAAAUCAAUAUGCUUUUUAAUGGAUUGCAUGCACAUUUGCUCUCUUUGGGGGUUUUCGCAGCUAGAGGCGGGGAGGAGAAUGGCGUUAGCACAUGGCAGAGGUUUUCAACCAGUGUGCCAUGGCACCCUGGGGUGCCUUCAGUGAUGUUCAGGGGUGCCACGGGCAACACUGGCCUCUGUCCUUCUUUCCUUUCCUCCCUCCUCUGAUGCCCUCUUGCGUCUCUGCCUCCCAAAGGCUUGCACAGCUGUUUGUUGCAGCAGCCCUGGCCACAAGCUCCCCAGGCCCCUGUGGGGCAAUGUGAGGGGGAACCUCUUUUGGGGGUGGAGGGGCAGCUCAGAGACCGGGGGGGGCAAGCAACAGCUGCCCGGAGGACUCCCAAGGAGAAGGGAGAGGAGGCUGAGGGAACACCCAAGAAGAAGAAGAAGAAGAAGAAGAAGAAGAAGAAGAAGUUUGGAUUUGAUAUCCCGCUUUAUCACUACCAGAAGGAGUCUCAAAGCGGCUAACAUUCUCCUUUCCCUUCCUGCCCCACCACAAACACCCUGUGAGGUGAGUGAGGCUGAGAGACUUCAGAGAAGCGUGACUAGCUCAAGGUCACCCAGCAGCUUCAUGUGGAGGAGUGGGGAAGCGAACCCAGUUCACCAGAUUACGAGUCCACUGCUCUUAACUACUACACCACACUGGCUCUCUACAAAGGAGGAUGUUCAAGAAAGGGUGAGAGGCUGCCAGCUCUGCAGGCAAGGGGUGACAUAACUGGGCCUCUGAGCCCCACAGGGGCCACAGAAAGAAUAUAGUUGGUCAAGGGAGCCUUGGACUCAGAAAGGUUGAAAACCUCUGGCACAUGGUGUAGUGAAUGGGGAACCCCUCAAAAAUUCUGUCCCUGCUCCUCUCAGAGUUAUACGCCCUGCUCAGAACACGGGAUUAAAUGCAGUCCUCCCUACAUGGUGGCCAGUCUCCUGCCAGAACCUUCCAAGCACCAUGAUUACACUUUAAUACAUCUUUUUGCCUCUAUCCACGUUGCAUGAAAAAUGUUCCGCUCUCGUAAAAAACAUGUUCUUUAAUGGCACCUGUCAGAGUCUGGAAAUGUGGCUAAGUAAACACGCAAUUUGUUACCGAAGGCAGCAACAGCAAUUGCUGGACAUCAGAUCAAUCAGUUUUUAAAAGGCAAAUUAAUAAAAGGAUACGUGGCGGCAUAAACACAUUAACAUGGGGAAUUCAUUCAAUUCCUCCCCCAGUUGGAUGUCUCUGUGAGUAAUAGAAGAGCAGCCAGGUUCUACCUAAAGAGAAUUGCUAGCUUCAGCGCUAAUAUUGCUGCAUUUGGCAGGCAUGGGGUUUGCAGGGAUACGGCAGGACUGUGAUGUCAGUCAAAGGGCCUCUUCGCACAUUAAAUGUUUGGUGUACAACCUAAAACGUUUCAAGUGAGCGUUUAAACAAGUACAUUGUGGAUGCAAAGCAAGCCCUUCGGUUAUUUAAAGUCUGAGUCAAGUAACCCACUUUUUGAGGCUAACCAGUUUUAAGACAGCAUACAUUUUCAAGAAUUGCAGUCCAACAUUCCUCCUCAAAUCCCUGCACUGACUUUUCACCAGCCCCCCCAGCCCCAGUUGAUGGGUAAAGUUAAAGGGACCCCUGAUCAUUAGGUCCAGUCGCGGACGACUCUGGGGUUGUGGUGCUCAUCUCGCUUUAUUGGCCGAGGGAGCCGGCAUACAGCUUCCGGGUCAUGUGGCCAGCAUGACUAAGCUGCUUCUGGCAAACCAGAGCAGCGCACGGAAACGCCGUUUACCUUCCCGCAGGAGCAGUACCUAUUUAUCUACUUGCACUUUGACAUGCUUUCGAACUGCUAGGUUGGCAGGAGCAGGGACUGAGCAACAGGAGCUCACCCCAUCGCAGGGAUUUGAACCGCCGACCUUCUGAUCAGCAAGCCCUAGGCUCUGUGGUUUAACCCACAGCGCCACUCAUGUCCCUCGCGGUACUGUCAUUCAAAUGGUGUGCAAUGCUGUGUCAUGUGAACAAUUAUGUGAGGCAGGGAUUACCUCCCCCCCCCCAAUAUUUUAUUCAUAUUGGCACCCCUGAUUCUGACGAAACAUCAGGAAGAAGCUUCGGACAGUAAGAGCUGUUCGACACUGGAACAAAUGAGAUGAUCCUCAGGCUCCCUUCCAGUUCUAUGAAAUGUCCUCCACCCCAUGACAUUAUUAGCAUUUAUGUAUUAUCCGGAGAAGCAUCAAUGCUUGAAACAUAUCUGGCUUGCAGUAGUGCCCAGCAGUUGGAUCUGAUUUUUGGAGUCUCAACCUACCCAAAGUCCAAAAGAUGACUAAAUAAAACUGAAAGCAACAGUCUUGACGUGAAGACUUGGCGCUCACCAACCUGCUCUGUAAAGAACUUCAGGAAGAGUCUUGGCAGUGCUGGUAAGAGCUCCAGUUAGUGCACUGAAAGUACAUUCUGUUCCAGAGGCCGGGGGUGUCAGACAAGCAACUUCCAAAAGCUGCGUGCAACUUAACAGUUUGAAGCACCGGAAGGAAUUCAUUCCAUGGCAACCACUUCAGUUGCCCCACGGGGGACGGAGAAGCCACAGGGCUUUUUGGACCAGUGUGAAAAGGCUAUUGGCGUUGUGGAAAGAAUGGGGAGGCACAAUUUUUAAAUGCUUUUCAGAGUUGCUGAAAUGGCUAAAGGCAGCCCUAACACAACCACUGUUUCAUUUUGAUAGCAAAAGCUUUUGAACAUGGUUUGGAGGGCCUUUGUUUUGUUUGUUUUUCUCUGGCAUUGUGGUGUUGCUCACGCUGUUUUUACAUUUACCGGUAUAUCUCGCCUUUCCUCCAAGGUGGUACAAAAGGUUCUUCCUCUCCCCAUUUUACCCUCACAACCACCCUGUGAGGUAGGCUAGGCUGACAAGCACGAGGGGGGGGGAGAUAUGUUCUCCUGAAGAGAAAACGACCAUGGAGUUAAGAAUAAAAUGCUCAAAAGGGAGGCCACUGAUGAAGACUAAAAGUUGAAAUGUAUCUGACCAUUCCAAUUUUAAUUAGACUGUAUCUUAUAAAUAGGGUGCAGGAAUGCUUUAUAAACAUGUGUUUGUAGAAUUUAUUUUAUUUUAUGGAAUAUUAAAUAUCAAUUUCUAUGACUGUAAUUCUCCAGCAUUUUAUUUGCAACGGAGGCAAAACCUUUUUGGGGUGGAGAACCCCUACCUGAGAUUAUAUAGUCAUGUUAGGCUAUAAAGGUAAAGGUAAAGGAACCCCUGACCAUUAGAUCCAGUCGUGACCGACUCUGGGGUUGCGGCGCUCAUCUCGCUUUAUUGGCUGAGGGAGCCGGCGUACAGCUUCCGGGUCAUGUGGCCAGUAUGACUAAGCCGCUGAGCAGCCGAACCAGAGCAGCGCACAGAAAUGCCAUUUACCUUCCUGCCGGAGCGGUACCUAUUUAUCUACUUGCACUUUGACGUGCUUUUGAACUGCUAGGUGGGCAGGAGCAGGGACCGAGCAACAGGAGCUCACCCCGUCACGGGGAUUCGAACCGCCGACCUUCUGAUCAGCAAGCCCUAGGCUCUGUGGUUUAACAUGUGGCAUCCCAUGUUAGGCUAUAUAAUGGCCCAAUUAUCUACCUCUGUGCAAUGGCAGCUUUAUAUUUGUAAAUGCCGGCAAUAAAUAACAAUACAACUACCAUUCACCCACCACACCUUAAUAUUUAAGAUAUUGGCCUUAUCAUGCAUGACACCAAAUGCAGUGUGGUUUUUCUUGAUAUCAAAAGCAUCAUCUCUGUUCAACAGCAAGGAGGAAGGACACAACCCAGAUGUUUGCCUCCCUCCUGCUGCCCUAGCUGAAAUCCAUGCUUUAGGACCGUGGCUCCACGCUUUACCUCUUCAUCUUGCAUCUAAAUCUCUCAAGCGUCUUCUGUGAUUCAUCCCAUCCAUAUGACUCAUGGCUGAAGGUGACAGCAGCCUGACUGGAAGAAGAGGGAGCCAGGAAGUGCCCUUAGCCUUCCCCAACCUGAUGCUUUCCAGAUGUUUUAGACUACAACCCCUGUGAUGUCUGGGCUGAUGGGAGUUGCUUAUUGUCUUCAGAAAACAAACAGCAAAAUAAAGUAAAAUAAGCAACUAUGGGUGCCAUAAACAAAUAGGAAUUUAACAGGACUAGGCAAGAUUCACUAUUUCCUUGUGAAUGCCUUCGUAUGAUUUCAUUUGAUUCCAGGAUCUUACAAAAGAUCAAGGGUAUCCUUUAUCACGUGGGUCUAUUGUUGUUAUUAUUAUUAUAUUAUUAUUAUUAUUAAUUCUAAGAUAUCACCCCUGCUUUCCCCUUCCAAUGGAGAUGUCAACCAGAUAGAAUAAGCAAAAAAAUCAAAGUAAAAAUAACAACAGUCCAAUUAUUUAAAAUAUCUAAGUAAAUAACAGGUGGGUUACCAUGCUAAAAACAGCAUUAAAAGAACCCAGGAAGUUGAAACUCACAGAUAGUAAAACAGCAAAAGGAUCUAAGGAUGGUUGAGAAACAAGACUCAGAAAACAUUUCUCUUCAACUAUGGCUUUUUAAAUGUGUUGUGGGGGGCACUGGUUUGUUUUUGUUUUACUAUAUAUUUUGCAUUUUCCCAUUGUGAAUGGACUUGGGAUCUUCAGAUGAAGGGUGGUAUAUAUUACUACUACUACUACUAAUAAUAAUAAUAAUAAUCUGAGCUCUUGGGCAGUAUGCUAUACAAUGGGUCAUGUUCCCAGCAACUGUACCUGAGAAGAGAGUGGCACAUUCCCUCUCCUCACCCCCCUUCCAUUGUCCUUCUCCAGUUUGCCCCCCCCCCCCGCUUCACUUCUCCUCCCCAUUUUAUGGUACCUUGCUUUCCUUUCUUUUCUGAACCCCUUUCGGAGACCUGCUCAAGUAUCAUGUUGUGUGCAUCCUGACACCUAGUUCUGCAAGACAGCACCUUCCAUAAGCCAUGGUGCAAAGGCGAGAGAGAGGUCCAUCCGCAGAAUGACCAGAGGAGGUGUGUUGGGGGGGUGAGGAAACGCUGUGUGAGAGAGGUGAGCACUCCCCACAACAUCCACUGUACCCCCUCUCCAUCCAAAGACAAAGACGCCUUUCAGCCAGUAAAAAACACUCAAGAAAGGCAAAAAGCAGGACAGGUAAGGGGGCAGCCUGAGCCCCAGCAGAGAGGCCUGGAAGGUUGCAUUCGGUCCUUGCUGUCAGGAGCUUGUCCUACACUCGAGUAGGACCCCGGCAGACACACAUGCCCGACUGGCAUGUUCUCUCCCUCCGGGUCAAUCGUUCGGGAGCUUCAAAAGCUUUCUUCAGCCCGAACAUCACAGCAACCAAUGCCAACAGACGUCAGCACACUUAGGGAUCCGCAGAGUUUGCGCAGUUUGUGUAACAGACCUCAGCAUCUCUGCAUUUUGGCUAAUCUACUUUAUUUACAUAUAAACACACACGGAGCACUGCAACAUGGCUCCCUCUCUCUCUAGCAUCAGACAGCAAAGAGAAAAGAACAAAGGACAAUAGUCCCACUUCAUGGAACACAGUAACACAAACAUCCUGUCUCCGUCACACCCCACUCUGUGGAGUCAAAACAUAUACCGUCAUGUGAAAGACAACAAUCCCAUGACUGCAAUCAUGGAGCUGGAAUUCUAACACCUGCUCCUGAUAUUCCCUAUCAAUGCCCUAACCCGGCACCUUUAACAAGCUUCGGUGCCCGGGGGACACAUAAUUUUCUGGUUUGCCUCGGGCAGCAAAAUGUCUUGGGCUGACCGGAAGCAACAUCUUUCCAGAGAGUGUCUUCCCCCCUCCGAAGCGUAGUGAAGUUAAUUCCUUGCUUUUCUCUUGAUACAGAAAAAUAGGGGUGGUUGGCUUUUGCUGCCCAACUCCCCAAGGGACUGAGUCCCCUAAGUCCAUGAUCGGUCAGAGAUGAAUGGAUGGAAUCAGGAGGCAGUGAAAGCAAGGCAGAUCUUUGUUUUUCUGUUGUGAUGGAGUUCCCUCCCCUCCUAGCAAGGAGGCAAAAGAGACCCAGAACCAAGAUGAAAACCUCUCUUUUAAGGGUUUUCAUUUUGGCAUGGAGAAGAAGGACAUCCCCUCUACAAACAGUCAGAAAUUACCUCAAACAUAAGGUGGGGUUACUGUGAUUCAGGCAGGCCGGGGUGUGAUGUUCCUGAGGAUUUACCAAGUUUCACUUAGUUCAAGACACAGUUUACACAAAAUAUUAGCAUUUGAUAGGAAAUCAGGGUGCCUGUCAGACAUCCCUCAAUGCAGAGCAUCUGGGCAAACGAUGACAAUUAAUACAAAGGAGGUUCAUAGAUAUAUAGGAGAAGAAUCCCUUCAGGAACUUCGCCUGACUGCUAUCUGCCUGUGUGUUCUCAGGAAAGGGGGAUUAAGGAGGCAGAGGAAAUAUUUAGAAGAACCAAGAUGGCUUUUGGGUUGCUCUCCUGUACUAUUUUAGACAUGUGGGUUGUAUACUUAUGUAUGUGCGUUUACCUUGUGCAGUUAUCUUAGAAUUCCUCUAAACAGUUCCAAGAUCCUGAUAUGAAUCUACCAUCUACGCCGGUGAUAUCUGAAAGGACAAAUGCACUCAAGGACAAAGUGCAUGAUUAAUAUCAGGUGUAGUUUGGCCCUAAGAGGUCGUUGGGUUUGAGUUCCAGGCUUCUUGCAGGAAUGAGUAAGAAGGGAUCAGCAGCUGGAUGAGCAAGAAGCUUGCAAAUGGGCUCUGUGACACAGGCUUUCGGCUUUCAGCUUUCCUCUCAGCUGUUACAGCAGGGGUGAAAGGAUCUGUCCAUUCCAAAAACAAAAGUGGUUUAGAAAGCCUGAAUGAAUUUUUAAAAAAUCUUCAGGCAACUUUGUGGGGGACGAGGAAACAAAGAAAGCGCUAGGUGAGCCUCUCACAGGAGGGUUUUCCUUUGCCAAGAUGCCACAGUGAAAAAGGCCCUCUCCUUGAUAGUCUCACUGCACUUUGAGGGUGCACAAGGAGAAGCUCCCCAAAAAGGAGAUUAUGGUUUAUGCAAGAGGUCAGAUACCCUGAUCCCAAGCCAUUUAUGGGGUUUAAAAAUUAAAACCAGUUGCACCUGCUCAUUGAAAAAAAAGUUGAAUGAAUCCAGGUAAUUGUGAUAGGGUGGCCGUGCACCUCCCCACCCCACAAUGUACGGUAGCAGCACAGACAGGAAUUUCUAUGUUAGGUGAGCGCAGAAGUUCCCUGCCCAGACAAUGAUGUCGGUUACUCUUGUAUUUUCUUACCAAGGUGUCCUGAACAUUCCAGAGGAUGCAGAAGCUCACAGGGCUAUUCUGGAGACUUCUAAAAACCUCUUAAAUAGGUUGCCAACUUGAAACAUCUAAUGAGUCUCCCUAUAUAGAAAGCACUAACUUUUAAAAAUUGUUAUUAUCUGUAUUUUUAAUAGAUUUUUAAAAUAUUGUUUUAAUUCUAUUGGUGUUUUUAAAGGUAAAGGGACUCCUGACCAUUAGGUCCAGUUGUGACCAACUCUGGGGUUGCGGCGCUCAUCUCGCUUUAUGGGCCAAGGGAGCCGGCAUACAGCUUCCGGGUCAUGUGGCCAGCAUGACUAAGCUGCUUCUGGCGAACCAGAGCAGCGCACGGAAACGCUGUUUAACUUCCCACCGGAGCGGUACCUAUUUAUCUACUUGCACUUUGACGUGCUUUUGAACUGCUAGAUUGACAGGAGCCGGGACUGAGCAACGGGAGCUCACCUCGUGGCGGGGAUUCGAACCGCUGACCUUUUGAUCGGCAAGUCCUAGGCUCUGUGGUUUAACCCACAGCGCCACCCGCGUCCCUUCAUUAAUGUUUUUAAUGACCUUCUAAUGACUAUCUUUUCUACAUUUUUAGCUUUUUCUAUUUUUGUCCCACUCUAGUCUCUAGACUGAGAGAAAUACAAGAUUCUUCUUCUUCUUCCUAUUAUGUGCUCCCAAUUCACUUCUAUACUGAUAGGCACCUGACCAAUUGAGUUUGCUAUUAAGGGCUCAUCUACACUUCCACUUGUGCUGUGCCUGGAAACUACAGGUCCAAGCAGUUUUCUGUUUCCCUGGGAAAACUCCCUCUUUACCGCUGAAUCUCCAAUUCAGAGGUCCGGAGGGUGUCAACAUGAAAACGGGCCUUUUCUGCGUUGGCUCCCUGGAGUCCAAGACAGAAGAAUGUCAAGAGAAUACAAACUCAUUUGCAAGGAAGAUCCUCAGACCAGAGACUCGGCUGCCUUCUAUCUUUCCUGCAAAUUCCGCAUGGACUCUGCAUUUCAUGUCUAUGCCUUCAAGGGUGUUCUUCCAUGGGGGGGGGGGGCAGAAUAUUACAGUAGAAUUGGCUCCAAGGCUUAUCCUGCUGAGUGAUGCCCACACGAGAGCCGUUACUUCCUUUAAAACCUGCUUAUGUAAUGCCAUUAAAGAGGUUUUAACUAAAAGCAAAAACACUCAUUUCUGCAGGGCAGAUCAAGCAGACAUUUCCCCACUCCAGAGAGAUCCAAACAACUGGCGAAAUGAGGGGGGAUAUUAACUGUUGGAUUAAAAAGCUCAUUAAUGCCAACAAAGGAGCACCGGAGGGAGGUCCGCAGAGCAAAAUAUUAUCUUACGACAUGCCGCUGGGAGCUUUGAAAGCUGCACAGGUUUUGCACAGCCAGCCAGCCAAACAUUAUGUGGUUUUUGAGUGUCCAGAGAAUGAGAUAUGAAUGCAAACAAGCAGGUGUGCCAACAUGAAUAAAAUAGGGGGGGAGUAAGCCCUGCCCUAAGGGACGCGGGUGGCGCUGUGGGUUAAACCACAGAGCCUAGGACUUGCCGAUCAGAAGGUCAGCGGUUCGAAUCCCCCCGACGGGGUGAGCUCCCUUUCCUCGGUCCCUGCUCCUGCCAACCUAGCAGUUCAAAAGCACAUCAAAGUGCAAGUAGAUGAAUAGUUACCGCUCCGGCGGGAAGAUAAACAGCAUUUCCGUGCACUGCUCUGGUUCGCCAGAAGCGGCUUAGUCCUGCUGGCCACAUGACCCGGAAGCUGUAUGCCGGCUCCCUAGGCCAGUAAAGCGAGAUGAGCGCCGCAACCCCAGAGUCGUCCGUGACUGGACCUAAUGGUCAGGGGUCCCUUUACCUUUACCUUUUAAGCCCUGCCAUGCAUAAUCACAAGAUGUGGUGCAUGCACACCCUCAACUUGUGGGGAGGCCCUCAAAUAUUUAUUGGGUGUGCUGAAACAACCUUGGCCCCUAGGAGUUGGCUCCUAUGCUAAUAGGGGAUUCUUCAUUUUUGCCAUCCUUGCGAGUCACCCUAAAUCAAGCCUGAAAAGGGCCAGUUUUCAAGUUAUUUGGUGAAAUGGCUAUUUCUAAGCAAUCACUUGUUUUCAGCUCCCAGAAUUCUUUGAUGGGGUGUGUGUGCGCCCUUCAAAUGUAUAUAUUGUGUACACAACAUAGGUUCUACUCAGAGUAGGCCCGCUAAAAUUAGUAAGACCUAUUUGAAUCAUGUUCAUUAAUUUAAAUGGGUUUACUACGAGUAAAAUUUAGCUGAACGCUACCCAUAAUCUCUAAAGACGGUUUACAAAAUAAAAAAAUAGAUGCAGCAAACACCAUCACCAGGGAACCAUUAGCUGUCCUCUUCCUGUUGCUCUAAUCCCUUGCAUAAACAAAACCCCCCACUCUCUACAUUAUGGCUUCAAAUGAUCCAUGUUAAUUGAGCAUCUGGCCUAUUACAUGUUCCUCAGCUGCUAAUGGCAAAAAAAAGAUACGGCAGGGAGAAGCAUCAGGUUUCAUCCCAAGAGCCGCAAACAAACCCACAAUCAAAAUGGGAAGACUACAACAACAGUCACACCUCACAUUUGAAGCUCCUUAUGAUGCCACUAGGAAUGUGGGUGGUGCUGUGGGUUAAACCACAGAGCCUAGGACUUGCGGAUUAGAAGGUUAGCUGUUCAAAUCCCCGCGACGGGGUGAGCUCCCGUUGCUCGGCCCCUGCUCCUGCCAACUUAGCAGUUCGAAAGCACGUCAAAGUGCAAGUAGAUAAAUAGGUACCGCUCUGGCGGAAAGGUAAACGGCGUUUCCGUGCGCUGCUCUGGUUCACCCAAUGCAGCUUAGUCAUGCUGGCCACAUGACCCGGAAGCUGUACGCCGGCUCCCUCAGCCAAUAAAGCGAGAUGAGCGCCGUAACCCCAGAGUCGGUCACGACUGGACCUAAUGGUCAGGGGUCCCUUUACCUUUUAUUAUACCACUUGGCCAUGGUUUUCCCCAAAGAAUUCUGGGAGCUGUAGUUUGUUAAGGGUGCAGAGAGUUUGCUAGGAAACCCUAUCCCCCCCCCCAAAGAACUACCGUCCCUCGAGUUUGCCUGUGAAGAGAUUAAUUGUUAAAACAACUUUGGGAAUUGUAGUUCUGUGAGCGGAGCAGGGCUUUCCUAACAUCUUUCUGCAAAGGAAUCUGUGCCAUUAGUCUGCCAUAUGUCAGCUUCAGUCUAAAGCAGGGGUAGGCAACCUAAGGCCCAGUUGCCUUCUCAAUCUGGCCCAUGGACGGUCCGGGAACCAGCGUGUUUUUACAUGAGUAGAAUGUGUCCUUUUAUUUAAAAUGCAUCUCUGGGUUAUUUGUGGGGCAUAGGAAUUCAUUCUUUCCUCCCAAAAAAAUAUAUAGUCCAGCCCACCACAUGGUCUGAGGGACGGUGGACCAGCCCACAGCUGAAAAAGGUUGCUGAGCCCUGAUCUAAAGACUAUUUCACAAGACAAGCCUGGGUUUGGUACCAGAUAUACCGUAUUUUUCCAUGUAUAAGAUGCCCCCAUGUAUAAGACACCUCAUAUUUUGGGGGACUCCAAAUUAAGAAGACACCCCUCAGCACUACCCGUGUAUAAGACGAGCCCCAAUUUUAAACCUAAUUUUUUGGUUUAAAAACCUAGUCUUAUACAUGGAAAAACAUGGUACACUUAAAGAAGGAGCUGUAGCCUACCACUGGUCCCUGACAAAGGUAGCAUGAUAUGCAUGCCAGGAAACACGCUUAAAUUGUUAAGCGUGCACUUAAACAAUUUAGGAGCACCUCUUAAAUAAUGCAGUGUGUUUAAUGCCCCCCACCAAGGUUUUUAAAAAUAAGCUCACCCGACACUAGCUAUGCUGUAUUUAAUAUUGGCAUGCUAAAACUUUCUGCUGGUUCCCAGGCACAUCUCACUGCUUCAGUCUGCCGUACAACAAAUGUGUUUGGGAAAGAUCAGGAGGGCAAUCAAGAAUGGGCAUUUUUGUGGGGGGCUUCCUGCCCUCUGGCACAGAACAGAUGUGCUUGAUGUGGGCAAGAGAGAUUAAAAUCAGACAAAGCAAUAGUCCAAUUUGGGCUUAAAAACGCAGUGGGGGGGGAAGGGUGUAUUAGAGGGAUUUGGGUCUCUAAGAAGGUUAAAUUCCCACAAAUAGCAUUCACCCUGUGAGAGCUCUAGAGCAGGACAAAAUUCCCUUUAUUACAUGCUUGGAGAUUCUACUCCAUUUAAAAAAUGAUCCAGUAUUUUCCCACACAUCACCUGCUUGUCUUAUACAGAGUCUCUUUCCCAUGAUAUCUACCUUUCCCCCACCCCGUUCCAUUUCCCCCAAAUCUGAAUUUCCUCCCCUCUACUAGCACAUAGCAUAAGGACAUAUCUGUGGCACAUUAUCGCAGUCAAACCAACAAUUCAUGCUUUGCCAGACAGACACACGAAGGGGCUGAGGUUCACAGAGCUUUCCUGUAAAAUUUGCUAGAGAGAACUCUGUGAGAUCACUUCCUUUGCCUGCCUCAGCAGGAAACUGUAACACGACAUCCUUCCUGCCCUGACAGCCUCCUCCUUUUUCAUCGCACUUCCAAGAUGACCUCAUGAGCAUAUCUGUGCUCUGCAGCUCAGACACCAUUUUUUAUUUUUGUACUAAAAAGCAAUGACAAACCUAGACGGCAUCUUAAAAAGCAGAGAUAUCACCUUGCCGACAAAGGUCCAUAUAGUUAAAGCUAUGGUUUUCCCAGUAGUGAUGUAUGAAAGUGAGAGCUGGACCAUAAAGAAGGCUGAUCGCCAAAGAAUGGAUGCUUUUGAAUUAUGGUGCUGGAGGAGACUCUUGAGAGUCCCAUGGACUGCAAGAAGAUCAAACCUAUCCAUUCUGAAGGAAAUCAGCCCUGAGUGCUCACUGGAAGGACAGAUCCUGAAGCUGAGGCUCCAAUACUUUGGCCACCUCAUGAGAAGAGAAGACUCCUGGAAAAGACCCUGAUGUUGGGAAAGAUGGAGGGCACAAGGAGAAGGGGAUGACAGAGGAUGAGAUGGUGGGACAGUGUUCUCAAAGCUACCAGCAUGAGUUUGACCAAACUGCAGGAGGCAGUGGAAGACAGGAGUGCCUGGCGUGCUCUGGUCCAUAGGGUCACGAAGAGUCGGACACGACUGAACAAAAACAACAAAGCAACUGCAGCAUCCUGGUGAAUUCUGGUGAAUUCUGGAUGGAUCAGCUAUACAGACACACACACAUCCAGGCAUCCCCUCCCCCAGCUGUCCUGGGAUUUCCCUUCACCCAAAUGCACACGGGUUAAGGGGUUUUGUGAAGGUCCCAGCAUUUUUGUGGCAAUUGGAGACUAUGGAAUUGGGGUGCUGAUUCCAUAGUCCCGGCCUGCAUGAUUAGGACUCACUCACAUAGCUGAGUCAUUUACAGAUAAGUUGCUCCCACAAGGCUGGGAAAGUGAAUAAAAGGCAACUUAGAGAUGCAAUAUUAGAAGCCAAAGGGCUUGCAGAGUUGGCAGUACAUGAGCUGGGGUUUAAAAGAGGGAGACAGAGAGAGGGGGAAAGUGAUACGUUUUUAAUUAGAGUAACUUCAGUUGGUGAAGGAAUCCAGACUUUAGAUCUACCUACACACAUUUCAUUUUUAAUUUGUACACCGCUUUUCUAUGUUAUUAAAAACAAGGUGAUUUACAAGCUGAAGAAACAACAAAAUGGGCAGCAAAGACCACAUACCCAAUAACAAUCUGAUCCAAUACACAAAAAGUCAUAAUAAAAACAUAACUUUAAAAUAAACAACUUGCAUCAAACAAAGCCAUACAAAAAUCUGUAAUAAUAAUAAUAAUAAUAAUAAUAAUAAUAAUAAUAAUAAUAAAUUACUUAUACCCUGCCCAUCUAGCUGGGUAAAGAGUAAAAUUAAAAAUCAGCAAAUAAUAAUUAAACAGUUUUCACUUAACAAUUGCAAUAAAGAAUUACUAAACUAUAAUCAAUAAAAAGAAUGGCAAGUCACAUGCAUAAAACCAUGUAAAAGGAUCAAAUUGAGAAAAAGGUGGGAAAAGCCAUUGCCUGUUGGACAGGACAAAGACUCUCCCCUCACUUGAACUGGUGAUAAUUAAUUCUAAGCUAUAGCAAGGUUAUUUAUUAAUGAUGACUGGUAGUAAUUAUCCAAACCCCAAACUCAGCUGUUUUAAUGCUCAGCCCCAGAGGCUCUGGUGUCCCCUUGGGGUUCAUGAGAUUACAGUGAAACUAAUAUAGAAAACAGUUGGAAAAAUUGAUCUUUUUCAAAGGUUUCCACCACAUGCCAAAGAGCAGGCCACUUUUCAGUUAAAAUGUAAAAUUAAAAACAACUUGCCUCUUCCGCAUGCAAGUAGCUGUAAACAUCAAAGAACCUCCUGGCUGUGUGUGCAUAUAUCUUUGGGGGACAAAUAUAGAAGCUGAGUUUUAGUCUGGAAGCCUUUCAAGCCUCUCAUAGGUUGGCCAUAUCAGUAAGAAUAAAUCUCUGGUGGGCCUCAAGCAAGAAGAAAACCAGGAUAUGUAUCCUUAGCACAACAAAAUUUAAGAACUACUGUACUGACAUUAAAUGUGAAGUCAGAUGUUUUUAAGAGUAGCAGAGGCAGCUUCACAAUGCACCACAGUAAUUCAAUGCAUCUUUUUCUCUGGAAUAGGUGCUAGGGGAAAAAACCCAGUUCUGCAGUUUUUCGGUGUCUUUUAGUUUAAUAGGACAAUCCCAGCUGUGGGGGCCACCUACUGGCUAGCACCAAUGCCAUCGACAACACAAUUCCCAGAGGAGGUAUGGUAUAGUUCUCUUUUAAAUGACUGCAUUAAAAACAAAAACAAACCUUCAAUUUUGUUUUCUUUCAGGUAAAUCAACGAAUACGAGCUGCUUAUAUAUAAAAACAGAAGAGGUGCCAUAGUUCAGUCUCUCGGAUCUCCAAAUAAAAGACCUUGGACAGCAAGACUCAGAAGGACCCCUCUGCCCAAUUGUCAGCCAAUAUGAGGGUAGAUAGUCCACCUGCUUAAAUAAGUGCAAGCCCUUCCAUAUGGAAGUUUUUAACCUCAAUCCUUCCUGGAAGCCAUG
Molecule: messenger RNA, 40035 nt
Organism: Podarcis lilfordi (Lilford's wall lizard)
Lineage: Eukaryota; Metazoa; Chordata; Lepidosauria; Squamata; Lacertidae
Source: the annotation of a GenBank genome assembly